GUUCAUAAAGGAAAAUAUGAAAUUAGAGGUAGAGGUAGAAAGGACACAGAAGGUAAGGGUGGGAGAAAAGAACACGAUAAUAAUCGCAACGCUGAAAUCGUGGAAGGAGAAGACGAGGGUAAUGAGAGAAAAAGGUAAAUUGGGGAAGGGAAUAUACAUAGAUAACGACCUAACGAAGAAAGAAAGAGAAAUACAGCGAAGGUUAAGAAGAAUAGCUAGAGCGAAAAGGGAGAAGGGGGAAUACGUAGAAAUAGGGGGAAUACGUAGAAAUAGGUUGCAAGAAGCUGAAAAUAGAGGACAGAUGGUACAGGUGGAACGAAAGCGAGGAGAAACUAGAGGAAGAAAGAAGGAGAGAGGCGAGAGGUUGAGAUAAGGAGAAAGAAAGGGGGGACAUAAAGGGGUUGAAAAUGUGCUUCUGGAACAUAGCAGGGAUAAUGAACAAGGACAAAGCGGUACAGGAAUAUUUAAGGACAUUUGACGUAAUCGGCCUCACGGAAAUAUGAACAGAGGAAAGCGAAUGGGAAAGGGUAAAGCAUAGACUGCCCAAGGAAUACGACUGGAAAUGCAGGGUAGCAAGGAGAGAAUGGAAAAAGGGAAGAGCAGAAAGGGGUAUAAUAACAGGCGUAAACAAAAAUCUGAGGGAAAUAGAGCAUAAGGAAAUUGGUGACGACGUAGUAGAAAGAAAAAUAAGGUACAAGGAAAAGACAUAUAGAAUAGUGGUGGUGUAUAAUCAGGGCACGAAAAGGACAUGGAAAGAAAUGGAGGAAGGAGUAGAGGGAAGGAAAGAGGAAGUGACGAUCAUAGGAGGAGAUUGGAAUGCAAGAACGGGAGAAGAGGGAGGGCUGAUAAACGAGGAACUAGGACAAGAAAAGAGCAGGAGAUCAAAAGACAAGACAAUAAAUACGGAAGGAAGAAUGCUGCUAAGGUUGCUGGAUGAAAGAGGCUGGACGAUAAUUAACGGUCGAGACAAAGAAGGAGACGAGUGAACCUAUGUGGGAGAGAGGGGAAAAUCAGUAAUAGACUACGCGAUUGGCAACCAGGAAGCGAUAGAGGAAAUAACAGACAUGAAGGUAGGAAAAAGAGUGGAGUCAGACCACAUGCCGUUGGAAAUAGAAACAGAGGGACCAGAGGUACAAAGAGAUGAGGAAAGAAAAGGAGAAGAGAGGGAGAGAAGGGAAUGGACAAAAGAAAGUGCUGGAAGAUAUUUAGAGGAGUGCAAAGACUGGGCAAGCAGGGGAAGAACAGUAGAGGAAAUGUGGGCAGAAAUUAAGAAGAAGAUAAACGAGGCAAUACCAAAGAAAAGAGUAAGGAUAAGGAAAUGGAGCAUAGGAGAAAAGGUAUGGUACGACAAGGAGUGGAAAGAAAGGAAAAGGGAGAUAAGAAGGAAAAUGACAAAAUUUAGGAAAGGAAAAUGCAGCAGAGAAGAAUUCAUAGAGGAGAAGAAGGAAUUCAAACAGUGGUGUGAACAAAGAAAGGAGAAGCAGGAAGAGGAAGAGAUGGAGAAACUCAAAAAGAUCAAAACAGAGCAAGAAGCAUGGAAAUACAUAAACAAAUAUAGGAGAAGAAGAGAGGUUGUAGACGAGGCGAUAAGGGAAGAGGAGUGGAAAAAUCAUUUUAUGGAAGCGUUAGAGGGGACAGAAAACAAAGAGGACAAAAGAACAGAAGGGUGGAGAGAGGAGGAGGAAUCAAAAGAGGAGAGAGAAGACAACAUAGAGAAGGAAGAGGUAAUACUCCAAAUAAGAAAAUUGAAAGAGAAAAAAGCAACGAGGGAAGAUGGCUUGGAAAACGAGGUAUGGAAGUAUGCGCCGAAGGAAGUGGGGGAGGCGUUAUGGGAGAUGUUAGGAAAAAUUUGGAAUGGAAAGGGGAUAUCCGAAGGCUGGAGAAAAUGUGUGAUAUGUCCGAUUUACAAGAGGAGGAACAAAGGGGCGGUGAAGAGCUACAGAGGGGUCACGCUAAUGGACACGGCAUACAAGAUCUAUGCAGGAAUUCUAGACGAGCGGCUGAAGGUGGAAAUCGAGGACAAGGUGGUAGAGAGCCAAUUCGGAUUUAGGAAAGGAAGAGAAGUGAUAGACGUAGUGUACGUACUGAACCAUAUAAUAGAUAAACAAUUGAGCGGGGAAAGAGGGAAGCUAUAUGCAUGCUUCGUGGAUCUAAAGUCAGCGUUCGAUAGGGUUAACAGGAAGAAACUGGGAGAGAUAAUGAGGAGAAUGGGGGUGAACGAGAAGUUAACCAGAAGGAUAGAGGAGAUAUACGAGGAGACAAAGAACGUAGUGAGGAUCAGGAACAACAACACAGAAGAGUUUUGGACGGUGAGGGGAGUGGGACAAGGGUGCCCGCUGAGCCCGGCGUUAUUUAACAUCUAUGUGGCAGGGCUGGAAGAAAUAAGGAAAUGAGGAAAGGGCAAGUAGGAGGCAUAGUGGUAGGAGACAGGAGGGUAUGGUCAUUAUCAUACGCAGAUGACAUUGUAUUGAUAGCGGACAGAGAAGAGGAGUUAAAGGAAAUGAUGAAGAGAUUUAAGACAUUCCUAGAGGAAGUGAAACUGGAACUGAGCACCGAAAAGACAAAAGUAAUAGUGUUUGAAAAGAGGAGGAACAAGAGGAGGCAAAGGAAAUGGAGAUGGGGGGAACAAGAACUAGAAGAAGUGGAUGAGAUUAGGUAUCUAGGGUACAUACUGCAAAAAAACGGGAGCGACGAGAAGCAUAUCCAAGACAGAAAAAGGAGGGCAGCAAUUGCGAUGAAGAAGACAUGGAGCGUAAGAGAAAGGAUAUUUAAAAGGGACUACAAGAGGAGAAUGAGGAUGUUUGAAGCACUGGUAGAGAGUGUAGCGCUGUAUGGAACGGAGCUGUGGGGAUGGAAUAUAGAGGAGAGACUGGACAGGGUAAAAAGGAGAUACGUGAGAUGGUUGCUAGGCUUAGACACAACAACGCCAAACUACAUCCUGAGAGAGGAAUGCAAGAUAGAGGAAAUUAGAGAAAAGGCACUGAAAAGAACAGUAAGGUACGAGGAGAAGGCCUUGGAAUCGAAGAAGGAAUUAGUGAAAGAAUGUAUAAAGGAGAGAGAAAGGAAAUGAGGAAAGGGCCAAAAAGGGAAAAGAGCAAGGAAAAGAUGAGGUUAGAGGAGGCGAGAGAAGGAAGGGCUCAAGGAGAAGCAGGAGAUAGACAAGAAAGGAUGACAGCGAACCAGAUCAUAGAAGAAAGAAGGAAAAGAGAAACAGAGAAGAGGGAGAAAAGAAUAAGGGAAUCUAAAUACAACAGACACUACAGAAACAUAGCGAAAGAAGGACUACCAAAGUACCUAGAAGGAAAGAUGAAAUGGGGGGACAGAAGCAUAGUAGGGAGAUUUAGAUGUGGCAACGAAACCAGGGCAAGAGAACACUGGAAAGAGGAGGGAGAAAGAGCAUGCAGAUUAUGCAAAAAAGGAGAGGAGGACCUGAAGCACGUAGUAGAGGAAUGCGAGAUUACA
This is a messenger RNA of Bombus huntii, 3462 nucleotides long. Its product is annotated as golgin subfamily A member 6-like protein 6. The transcript is spliced from 2 exons. The record is from RefSeq and is a predicted model, not a curated record. The coding region runs from base 1065 to 2393 and encodes 442 amino acids. Lineage: Eukaryota; Metazoa; Arthropoda; Insecta; Hymenoptera; Apidae.